Messenger RNA from Neltuma alba, 1233 nucleotides. Its product is annotated as glycosyltransferase BC10-like. The transcript has 4 exons. The record is from RefSeq and is a predicted model, not a curated record. Gene Ontology annotation, cellular component: membrane. NCBI's taxonomy places the organism in Eukaryota, Viridiplantae, Streptophyta, Magnoliopsida, Fabales, Fabaceae. Gene Ontology annotation, molecular function: glycosyltransferase activity. Bases 1 to 1137 code for a protein of 378 amino acids.
AUGUCAGAAGAAGUUUCUGAGAUCAGGGAGCUGUUUACUGACAAGGAUCUUGACGAGGAUCUGAAUAUUCCAAGCGCUUGCAACAGAGCACUUGCGGGCAGUCUUGGAAGUCUAGUUAUUUCAGUGAAGAGGAUGCAGACGAUUGUCAUUAGGUGUCACAGUCAGUGUUUACUACAAAAGCUUCUCAUUCAACCUACAAGAACUUUGCCUUUCGUCACCACCAAGGCUGCUGGAACCGCCACCGCCGCAGCCGUGGAUUCAGCCAAAAGGAAGAAAUUCCAGGGUGAGCAUGCUCCUAAGAUUGCUUUCAUGUUCCUGACCAAGGGACCUCUUCAUCUUUCCCCCUUGUGGGAGACGUUCUUCCAAGGACACCAAGGGCUCUACACCAUAUAUGUUCAUACUCAUCCUCUGUUCAAUUGGACAGUGCCUGUGGAUUCUGUCUUCUACAGAACAAGAAUUCCAAGCAAGACAGUAAAAUGGGGACAAGCUUCGAUGAUAGAUGCAGAGAGACGCCUCUUAGCCAACGCUCUUCUUGACUUCUACAACGAGAGAUUUGUGUUACUUUCAGAGACCUGCAUUCCUCUAUUCAACUUCACCACAAUAUACAACUUCUUAGUUAACGCGAAUCAGGGCUUUGUAGCCUCGUAUGAUGAUCCAAGAACAACUGGGCGAGGCAGAUACAAUCCCAAGAUGGCACCCACAAUAACAAUUUCUGAUUGGCGUAAAGGGUCCCAGUGGUUCGAGAUGAAUAGAAAAAUGGCCAUUGAGACUGUAUCUGACACCAGCUACUAUCCCAUUUUCAAUGAGCUGUGUCGUCCUCCGUGUUAUUCUGAUGAGCAUUAUAUCCCUACGUUGAUCAGUAAGUGUUGCUCACUUGAGAACUCGAACAGAUCCAUCACUUGGGUCGAUUGGUCCAAGGCUGGGCCACACCCUGGGAGAUUUGGAAGAGCCUCGAUCUCACUUGAGUUCCUGAACGAUAUAAGGUUUAACUGCACUGCUCCUCAUAGACUCAAUUCCAGUAAUGCUUCUUCCACCUCUAUGUGCUUUCUUUUUGGUAGGAAGUUUAUGUCAGAUGCUCUUCGUCCUUUGCUGCAGAUUGCACCUAUUCUUCUAGGCCUCAAUUCUUCACAAUUCUGAACAUGGUUGGUAUGAGUGAUCCAUGUUAUUAAUUGAGUUUGCAGGUUGUACUUGUUGCCCCUGUGCUCUGAGAUUGAUUAAGAUUUAUUUGUAUAU